AUGGCCCUCCGAAAAUGUUUAGAACGAGCGGACACGAUACUUCCUAGACUGGCCGACGAUCGAGCCGAUCUACCUUUACUUGACGAUACAGGUUGUUAUUCAUUAGUUUUUCGCUUCGAGUGUGAUCUGUUGCACCGUUUUACUGAAGUGUUGAGCGUAAAGUGAAACUUUUUGAAAUUAAAAUGAAUGGACGAUCAAAGAGGAUAUUACAAUUAGCUCUGGUGAGAAAAAACGACUAUGAAAUUGUUGAACAAUUGCUGAAAUUCGAAGAUGGCUACUCUUAUGACCGUACAUGUCCUGUAAAAGUGAAUUUGAGGGCUCACAUAUUACUAAAACUGGAUUGCAAGGCACGGGAAAGUAGUCGGUACUGCAAGGGUUGUUACAAGAAAAAACAAGAUGGACUUAUUGAAAAAAAAUAA
Molecule: messenger RNA, 419 nt
Organism: Acanthoscelides obtectus
Lineage: Eukaryota; Metazoa; Arthropoda; Insecta; Coleoptera; Chrysomelidae
Source: the annotation of a GenBank genome assembly